UGUGUGUCGUAACACACACACACACGUGCGCGCGCACACACAGCGAAAACGCGUACACACGCGCACAUUUAUAAAUACAUACAUGGACACGUUCAUAUAUAUAAGAAUAUAAUAUCUAAAACAAAAGUGAAAUGAUGCUUUGAAAGUUAAAAAAUGUCCAAAUUCUAAGUUUCAUGGUUAUGUCAAAUUAACGUACGUGAAAUCCGAAAGAAAAAGGAUUGACUACAUCGAUAUCGGUCAUACGAUAUGAGCCAGUGGAGGAAACGGCGCAUUGACGUGUUCAAUGAAAUGGAAAUACAAGGAGGAUGGACAAGGUCGCGAUCAACGAAAAGGAGAACGUUGGGAAACGUGCCAAAGUCGUUAGGCAUUGCGGAUGUUCGUCAUCCUCGUCUUCAUCUUCGUCAUCUUACAACAACAACAACAAACCCGCAAACAUCGAAUCCAUUCCCGUUGAACUCAUUCUACAAAUUCUAUCAUACCUAUCCCAGAAAGACCUUUCCAAUAUGGGUCGCGUGUCUAAGUACUUCGAAGGUAUCAUGCAAGAUCCCGUGGUUUGGCGCACGUACGAGGUGACGAACUGUAACGAGAACACGUCCAAAAUAAUUGGGAAGCUAAGAAACAUGCCGUUCCUAAAGGAAUUAACGAUCAAUCACAGAAAGGACAGCGACAAGAUUCUAAAACAGAUUUCGCUGACGAAUAAAAAUCUUGAGAAGCUUUAUGUCUACAAUUGUACAGGUUCGACUUCAAAGUUCUAUCUCCGUUCGCAUUAUCUGACACGCAUAUUAGAGAAAUGUCGACGACUGAACACCAUCGAGAUUCUUGGUAGUCCUUUCCGCGGGAGAAAAUUUUACAAAUUACUCGGAGACGUUGGCUUAAGGCUAAAAUGCGCGUCUUUACCAACAAGGCAUUCGCAAUUUAUUACUUUCAUCCAAAAUGCUCAACAAAUUUACGACAAUCGUUUGAAUUCUUACAUUAAUAUGUGCUUUCUUCCGUGGAAUAAACAUGCUCAAUUACACUACUCGAUUAACCGAAAAGCGGCUUUUCGAACGAUAAGGAUACGUUACUCUUCCAAAUAUGCAAUUUCGAUUGAUAUUACAGAGGAUGGGAAAAGGAAUGUGCAUCUUAUAUCUAUGAUCAAUAAGGCUACUGGUUGAGAAAUGUAUAAUUAAAUAUUAAAAAGAAAAAAAAGAAGGAAAAAUAGAAUAGAAAAAGAAAUGAAAGGUAAGAAAAAUAAAAAUUUAAAGGAUCUCGGAUGAUAAUAAAUUUCAAUUGACAAGGAUUUUAGAAACAUAAGAAAAAGAAAAAAAAAAGAAAGAAGAACAUAGUAAAGAUUGA
Vespa crabro (European hornet) is the source of this 1335-nucleotide messenger RNA. RefSeq lists its product as uncharacterized. Gene Ontology annotation, biological process: SCF-dependent proteasomal ubiquitin-dependent protein catabolic process; protein polyubiquitination. Gene Ontology annotation, molecular function: protein binding. Gene Ontology annotation, cellular component: SCF ubiquitin ligase complex. The record is from RefSeq and is a predicted model, not a curated record. Lineage: Eukaryota; Metazoa; Arthropoda; Insecta; Hymenoptera; Vespidae. The coding region runs from base 306 to 1154 and encodes 282 amino acids. The transcript is spliced from 3 exons.